Molecule: messenger RNA, 1656 nt
Organism: Brienomyrus brachyistius
Lineage: Eukaryota; Metazoa; Chordata; Actinopteri; Osteoglossiformes; Mormyridae
Product: dual specificity phosphatase 29-like
Exons: 4
Coding region: 71-733 (220 amino acids)
Biological process (GO): negative regulation of MAPK cascade; protein dephosphorylation
Cellular component (GO): cytoplasm
Molecular function (GO): protein tyrosine/serine/threonine phosphatase activity; MAP kinase phosphatase activity
Source: RefSeq, a predicted model, not a curated record
AUGCUGCCAGAGCAAUUUGGAGUUCACGUUCAUAUAUUAAAAUAGAAAACCCUGAGAAGCAAAUUGCAGCAUGUUCCCCGCUGGCGUGCGGCGGAGAAAACAAAGCAUUCAGCGUGACGUACGGCUUCUCCGUCUACUCAAUAAUAUCUUGACCAGCAGGAUACAAAGGGGGAACAAGAACGAUGCCGUUCGCGAGGGGGAAGACGGCAGGUACGAGACGCCCUCAGCCUAUGAGCUGCAACGGCUGAUGUGGAAACACAGCGGGACCAGCGCACACCUGAACGAGGUCAGGCCCAGGAUAUACAUUGGAGACAUGUGGGCAGCCAAAGACAAACAGACUCUCCAGUCUCAUCACAUCACUCAUGUGCUGAAUGCGGCUGACGGGAAGUUCAACGUCUGCACGGGGGCAAGUUUUUACCGAGACACGGGUAUCGCCUACUUCGGCGUGGAGGCUUUCGACAUGCCUUCCUUCGAUAUGAGCCCCUUUUUCUACUCCGCAGCUAAAUUCAUGAAGGAUGCCAUGAGCAAUCCGACAGCCAGGGUCUUUGUCCACUGUGCCAUGGGCCUGAGUCGCUCUUCCACACUGGUGCUGGCGUACCUGAUGAUUCAUGAGCACAUGACCUUGGCGGAGGCCAUCACAGCCGUCAGCGAACACAGAAACAUCUGCCCCAAUUCCGGCUUCCUGGAGCAGCUUCGCAAGCUCGACCAGCAGUUACACUGCCUGGGGAAAUGAACUCUCUCUGAGAAAUGAUUAAGCGCUCGCCAGUUAAAGGCUAAUUUGUUGUCCCGGACAGUACGAAAUGCAUUAUAAAUAAAUCUGAAAUAAAGGGAUCCCAACUCAGGAAUACGAAAAGGCGUUCAUCCCCCCAUCUUUGAAUGGCUAAGAAUGGGUGGUUGCUAGCUAAUUUAUUUUGUGCCUUGUCAGUAGUUUCGUAGAUUCUGGGUUAAUUGCCGAAAAGGGAAAUGAAAAUAGCUGCAGUUUCCUUUUCCUCAGCUAUCACCUUACUCACACACUGGCUGUCAUUUCAUUUUAACCCACUGGACAAAUAAAGAACGAAAUGCUUUCCAGUUGUCCCGGUUUGUGAGGCAAUUAGGGCGUUAACCUCUGUGCUGAAUGACAUAGAUACAUAAUGAUGGCUCGAUUUUUUUACAAAGGUGAGGUGCUUAGCUAGAUAUUGUUCAAAGAUAUCUUCUGUUUUGGUUGAUCUCUUUUAACAAGCUAGUUGUCAACUCAUAACUUUAUUCAUUCUGGCACAUCAAGAUUGUUAAAUGUAUUUCAUCCCGAUAAUGUUAUGUAACCGGAAAUUAAAUGAGAAGCGCUCUCCGGCAAGCUCAAACCUGUCGUGGGUGGUUUCGGUGUUUUUUUUUUUUUCGGUCAGUUUUCUUUUGUUGCUUUGUUCUGUUAGUAGUACGCCCUGGAGGAGAAAGCCUUUUUGUAAAGACUUGUAGCUGUCAGUUAUUUCUAAAGGCUGAAAUUGCAACAAUGAUGCACUUGGCCUCCCUGAGCCAUUAGCUUCUCCUGUCGUAGAAAGACGAUGCUCGGGUCUCACUGUGCUAAUGGUGUUUUUUUUGCCAUGACAGCUUUUGUUUUCCUUUCUUGGUUUCUUGAAGUGUAAACCCGCAUUUACAUCAGUCCAUAAAACAUCUUUUCAUUAA